This is a messenger RNA of Penicillium soppii, 1734 nucleotides long. RefSeq names its product WD40 repeat domain-containing protein. NCBI's taxonomy places the organism in Eukaryota, Fungi, Ascomycota, Eurotiomycetes, Eurotiales, Aspergillaceae. Gene Ontology annotation, biological process: carbon catabolite repression of transcription. Gene Ontology annotation, molecular function: protein binding. The annotation marks the transcript as partial. The record is from RefSeq and is a predicted model, not a curated record. Gene Ontology annotation, cellular component: cell division site; cell tip; nucleus. The transcript is spliced from 5 exons.
GGGCAUUUUUUUGACACACAAUUGCCUGUUGCUCUUGCUGACAUUACCGCCAGCGUUCUUCCACCUCCACCUCCGCGCUAUACCAUCCCUGUCGCUUACGCGGCGGGGGCGGCAAAUGGUAUGGCGGUUCCUGUUGUUGAAACAAAUAAUACAAUCACUCACCCGGAGCGUGGGUGUCCAUUGCAAGUAGGAGAGGGUACAUAUACCCUUGAAGAUGAUCUCCUUCUCGCAACUCCACCUCCUCAUCCCUCUGAGGCGCCGAUCGUCAACCCGAAUCCUCUCGCGACAGUGCCAACACCUCCGACCUGUGGCGUGAAACUGUCACUGGUCAGCCUCGAUCCCCGAAAGAAGCCCCCGACCUUCUUGAAAUCUGCCACAACGGUACCACAAUUUGGAGAUGGGAACUCGGCACUUGCUGCGCCACCGGUCACGGCCAAAGAUGCGUCGAAAAGAAGAAAGCCCAAAAACAAUAUCAUCAAAAGCAGCUCUUCCUUCGUCUCGAGAGUUAUCACGCACGAGACAUCUGCCAAGCGCCUCAGCGACCGCGACAUCAACGGUAUAUUUGCUUUUGCGAAUAUCAACCGAGCCUUCCAGUGGCUUGACCUCAGUUCGCCCACGAAGGAGGAACAUCUUACUAAAGUGCUCUUCACCAAAGCCCACAUGCUUUGUCACGACAUCAAUGAGCUGACCAAGACCACUUCCCACUUGGACAUUGUGAUGGGUUCUUCCGCAGGCGACAUCAUCUGGUAUGAGCCCAUGUCGCAGAAGUACGCUCGGAUCAAUAAAAAUGGCGUGAUCAACAAUUCCCCGGUGACACAUAUCAAAUGGCUUCCGGGCUCUGAGAGCCUAUUCUUGGCAUCACACGCCAACGGCGUGCUGGUUGUGUAUGACAAGGAGAAGGAAGACGCACUUUUCACCGCUGAGGCAAACAGCCACUAUGAGCAGGAACCCGGGCGGUUGCCUUUGGAUAUCCUCAAGUCCGUAAACUCUAAGAACCAAAAGACCAACCCAGUAUCAUUUUGGAAAUUGGCAAACCAGAAAGUUUCGAGUUUUUCCUUUUCUCCGGACCAAAGACAUUUGGCCGUGGUCCUUGAGGAUGGAUCACUGCGUUUAAUGGAUUAUUUGAAAGAGGAGGUCCUGGAUAUCUUCCGCAGUUACUAUGGUGGGCUAAUCUGCGUCUGCUGGUCGCCAGAUGGCAAAUACAUCGUGACCGGCGGCCAAGAUGAUCUAUUGACAAUCUGGUCAUUCCCCGAGCGCAAGAUUGUUGCUAGGUGUCAAGGCCACAACUCCUGGGUGUCGCACGUGGCAUUCGACCCGUGGCGCUGUGACCAGAAAACAUAUCGGUUCGGCAGUGUCGGCGAUGACUGCCGUCUUCUCUUAUGGGAUUUCAGCGUUGGCAUGCUCCAUCGUCCCCGAGCGCACCAUGCUUCAACUCGCAACCGGUCCAGCAUCGUGCUGUCACAGACUGCCAGCCGCCAUCGAGCAGAUAGCGGCGACAACCGUGUGCGCUCGGACUCGAAUGGAACAGAGAAGUAUGAGGAUAUUGAUCAGACCGCCAGCCACCCUGUGGAACCUCGGUCACGAACAGCCAUGUUGCCCCCGAUCAUGUCUAAAAUCGUCGGCGAAGAUCCUAUUUGUUGGCUUGGCUUCCAGAAAGACUGUAUUAUGACUUCCUCUCUUGAAGGCCACAUUCGGACUUGGGAUCGCCCCAACGAAAGCAUCGGUAAGUCUUAA